GUGCUGGGCUGCGGGAUCGCUGGAAGUCCUCGGCGGUGUUGGGGAAAGUGAGCUAUGGCAGCCACGAGUGCCCUUCCAGGCGUAUCUUUGCGAGAAGCCACCCAGCGAAGGUUGCGGAGGUUUUCAGAGCUUAGAGGCAAACCUGUGGCAGCUGGAGAAUUCUGGGACAUUGUUGCAAUAACAGCAGCUGAUGAUAAACAGGAACUUGCUUAUAAGCAACAACUGUCAGAAAAGCUGAAAAAAAAGGAGUUACCUCUUGGAGUUCAGUAUCAUGUUUUUGUUGAUCCUGCUGGAGCCAAAAUUGGAAAUGGAGGAUCGACACUUUGUGCCCUUCGAUGUUUGGAAAAGCUUUAUGGAGAUGAAUGGAAUUCUUUUACCAUCCUAUUAAUUCACUCUGGUGGCUACAGUCAACGCCUUCCAAAUGCAAGUGCUCUGGGGAAAAUUUUCACUGCUUUACCUUUUGGUAGCCCCAUUUAUCAGAUGUUGGAAUUAAAACUAGCCAUGUACAUUGAUUUCCCCUCACAUAUGAAUCCUGGGAUUCUGGUUACCUGUGCAGAUGAUAUUGAACUUUAUAGUAUUGGAGAAUCUGAGUAUAUUAGAUUUGACAAACCUGGCUUUACUGCUUUAGCUCAUCCUUCUAGUUUGACUGUAGGUACAACACAUGGAGUAUUUGUCUUAGAACCUUUUAACUAUUUAGAACAUAGAGACCUCGAGUACAGAAGCUGCCAUCGUUUCCUUCAUAAGCCCAGCAUAGAAAAGAUGUAUCAGUUUGAUGCUGUGUGUAGACGUAGAAACUUUUUUCAACAAAACUUUGCUGGGGGUGACAUACCCUCUCUUAAAUUAGACCCUGAGUAUGUCUACACAGACAGCCUAUUUUACAUGGAUCAUAAAACAGCGAAAAAGUUACUUGCUUUUUAUGAAAAAAUAGGUACACUGAACUGUGAAAUAGAUGCCUAUGGAGACUUUCUGCAGGCUUUGGGACCUGGAGCAACUGUGGAAUAUACCAGAAACACAUCAAAUGUUACUAAAGAAGAGUCAGAGCUGGUAGACAUGAGGCAGAGAAUAUUUCAUCUUCUUAGAGGAACAUCACUAAAUGUUGUUGUUCUUAAUAACUCCAAAUUUUAUCACAUUGGAACAACUGAAGAAUAUUUGUUUCAUUUUACUUCUGAUAGCAAUUUGAAGUCAGAGCUUGGCUUACAGUCCAUAGCUUUUAGCAUCUUUCCAGCAAUACCAGAAUGCUCUAGCAACAAAUCCUGUAUCAUUCAAAGUAUAUUGGAUUCAAGAAGUUCUGUGGCACCUGGCUCAGUUGUAGAGUAUUCCAGAUUGGGGCCUGAUGUUUCAGUGGGGGAAAAUUGCAUUAUUAGUGGUUCUUAUAUCAUAACAACAGCUGUCCUGUCUGCACAUUCUUUUGUGUGUUCCUUAAGCUUGAAGAUGAAUAGACACUUAAAGUAUUCAACUAUGGCAUGUGGAGUGCACGACAACUUGAAAAAGAAUGUUAAAACAUUGUCAGAUAUAAAGUUACUUCAAUUCUUUGGAAUCUGUUUCCUGUCAUGCUUAGACAUUUGGAAUCUCAAAGUUACAGAGGAACUGUUCUCUGGAAACAAGACAUGUUUGAGUUUGUGGAAUGCUCGUAUUUUCCCAGUUUGUUCUUCUUUGAGUGAUUCAGUUACAACAUCCCUAAAGAUGUUAAAUGCUGUACAGAACAAGUCAGCAUUCAGCCUGAAUAAAUAUAAGCUGUUGUCCAUUGAAGAAAUGCUUUUCUACAAAGAUGUGGAAGACAUGAUAACUUAUAGGGAGCAAAUUUUUCUAGAAAUUACUUUGAAUAGAAAACAGUCUGAUUUAGAGACAUCUUAAAUAUUGUAUACUCUGCCUUUCUUGAUUGAGCAAGAUUGCAGAUGCAGGAAUUUUCUGUAGACUUGUUUUUUAAUUGAAGUGAAUUAAUGAAAAUUAUAUUAACAUGCUUGCUGUAGCAUAAAAUUAAUAACAAAAAUAAACCAUUUUUAGAUGAAAGAAUAGCUUAAGGAUGUAAGUUCAGAAAAGUGAUUUUUUUUUAUAUUUAUCACUAUUUAAAUUUUUCUUUUAUAAAGAUGACUUGUGGAACAUUAUUUUGUUCACAAAAUACUAUAAUUGUUUUAAAGGUAAUUUUCUAAAUAUACCUUCAGAAUUUUUUUCAUCUUCUUUUGGGCUUUGGUUCCAAUGAAGUUCAAUGUGUUCAUUGGCAGUUCUCUCCUCAAGUGCAUUAGACCUAUUCUGAUGAACUAAUAUAAAUGUCAUACUGUAGGGUCUUCAAAACACUGUAGGAAUACUGUAGAAGUACUUUUUCAGAAACAAAUCCAUGGCUAACAGAGUCAAAUUAAAUGAAUGCUUAAAAUAUUGUGAUAGUCUUAAUUAAUAAAUAAGUAUUAAUAGAUACAAACCAUUCUGAAAUUGAUGAUAAAAAUCUAUGUGACUUAUCAGCAACCCUCAGUUAUGAUAUUUAUGUAUAUAUUUUUCAAGUUUCUUCCCAAGGAGUAAAUAAAGAUAUAUGGUAGCCAUUGUUCAGCAUUUACUGAUUUACUUGCAUAGAUUUCAGAGGAUGUUAUGUGUUUGUCACUCAUUAAAAGUUCAAUGCUGUAUUUCUAAUCUAAUUAAUCUAAGGUGUCAUCAGUUCUUAAGAAUCGCCAUUAUUUUAUGUUCCACUGAAAAAGAGAAACCACUACCAAUAAAAUAUGCAAUGCUUUUCUUGUUACUUGAAGUUUUUAUUUAUUGGAAAUCUUUUUUAAAACCACUUAAAUAUAGAUUUAUGUCAUUUAACCCUUUUGCAAAUACAUGUAGAGGAACAAAAAAGUGAAAUAUUAAGAUACAGUCAAGACUUUUCUGAAGCUUCACAUCUAGAGUCAAACUUUUCUAAACCAAUUUUCAACUCAAGAGUGGUUAAUAUCCAUGUGCUAUCUUCUAAUACCAUCUAGUACCAUCUUCUGUGCUAUCAAAGGUAUUGAUAAAACUUCAUAUUCUACAAGUGCCACCACCACACUGAUGCCUGGAUUUACCUUCAAGCUAUGGACACCAGAUACCUGUUCUGCAAGUGGAUGCUGAUGCUGUUAUUACUUUACAGAGUUGUUUCACUUUUACCUUAGUUAAUCACAUGUCUCUAGAAUGUAGUUCUAUUUAAAUCAGUGGGAGGUUUCUGACAAAUUGGUGGUCACCACGUUAAUCAUAUUCCUGCACAAUGUAUGAUUCUAGUUGCUUUGAAAUGUUAUCUGUUCCAAAGAACUUGGCAGUGUCUCUUUCCUUGAUAUGCAUCACUUGGUGUGUAGUACCACACAUGUAUCACCAGCAGUGUAUCUAACUCAACCAAUGUGAUAACCACAUGCAUGAAUAAGUAAUAAAUUGGACAUUUUCUCUUGA
Molecule: messenger RNA, 3387 nt
Organism: Lagenorhynchus albirostris (white-beaked dolphin)
Lineage: Eukaryota; Metazoa; Chordata; Mammalia; Artiodactyla; Delphinidae
Gene: FPGT
Product: fucose-1-phosphate guanylyltransferase
Exons: 4
Coding region: 55-1854 (599 amino acids)
Molecular function (GO): transferase activity, transferring phosphorus-containing groups
Source: RefSeq, a predicted model, not a curated record